AUGGCAGAGGAAGGACUGUUGUACAAUUUUGAGAUAGAACUCAAAGAUAACCUUACACAAAAUACAACAGUUACACAAGAUACUCAGACACAAGCACCAAUUCCUACAGUGUCAACAAAUACACCAUGCCCAGAGUCUCCUCCCCAAAACAACCUGCCUGAAUCGGAGCAUUUGGCUACCCUUACCAAUUCAACUCCCAAUGGUGCCAAUAUUAGCCUGCCGCCAGAGACAAUCCAACAUAAUCCGCGUGUUACCAUUGAGGAAUGGCCCAACCCCAAUGCCAAUUGGGGGCUCAGCAAUGAGCUCAUGUAUGACAGGCUACAAAUACCUCCCGAGGACUCGCACAGAGCUCCGGAUGAUAUCUAUGCAUGCGGACAUGAUGUAAAUGAUCGGAGUGAGGCUGCACAACAAUUUUCCAAAUGGUCAGAUCAACGGCUUCUUGAAUUUCUUCAGGAGGAGCUUGGAAGCAAAUUUGUGAAAGAAUGGGAGAAUAUUCGUGAGUAA
Messenger RNA from Rhizoctonia solani, 504 nucleotides. RefSeq lists its product as uncharacterized. The coding region runs from base 1 to 504 and encodes 167 amino acids. Lineage: Eukaryota; Fungi; Basidiomycota; Agaricomycetes; Cantharellales; Ceratobasidiaceae. The transcript has 2 exons. The record is from RefSeq and is a predicted model, not a curated record.